AAGAAGAGGGGGGAGAAUUAUACUAUAAUUUUUCAAAAAUGUCUAAAGUCUGGGGUAGAAUCGGCGCGUGGGCCGCCGAGGCCGAGCGAGAAGAAGAGGAGGAGCGUAAAGCUGCGGCAGCCGCGACCGCUGCUGCUCCGACGCCUGAAUCCAAAGGUUUUCCUAGCCUGAGGGAAGCCGCUAGUGCGAAGCCCAAGAAGACAAAAACGACACUUUCGGAGUUCACCAUGGGGACUUAUUCGUCUUCAGGAAGCAGCGGAGUUGGUGGUGGAGCUAGGUUAACAGACUACAACAGGCUGACACCCGAAGAGAUGAUGCUCCUCCCAACCCGACCCAAAGAACGUUCCGCUGAGGAAAUGGAGCAUGGCCGUCUCGGAGGUGGGUUUUCUUCUUAUGGGAGGUCCGGUCCACCUGCCCGUCGGGUUAACAAUGAGGACAGCGGCGGAUCAUGGGUCUCAGGAAGAAGGCAGUACGGAGGUUUUUCUGAAGAACGACGGCGUCCGCCUUCUAGGGCUUCUGUCUACGAUCAACUCCCGCGUGCAGACGAGAUGGAUAAUUGGAAAAUGACAAAGAAAACAAUCCCGUCUCUUGAUUCGGGCCGGCAAAACCGAUACGGCGGGCUUGGAACCGGAGGAAGCGAUGGAAUCUCCAGGGCCAACGAGGUGGAUAAUUGGACGGCUCGAAAACGACCGAUUCCGGCUCGUUCUUCAACGUUUGGUUCGGGUUUUCCUGACUCCAGACCGGAGACUGAUAGAUGGGCCGGAGGUGGUGGUAGAGGUGGGUUCAGGGAGGAAAGACAUAAAUUUGUAUUGGACCCUCCGAGAGGGGAAGUGAAUGAGCCUGUAGUUAAGACAAAUAAGCCGAAUCCUUUUGGGGCAGCUCGGCCCAGGGAAGUGGUGUUGGCGGAGAAAGGAUUGGAUUGGAAGAAGCUGGAUUCUGAAAUUGAAGCAAAGAAGGCAACUAGUAGGCCAUCAAGUACUCAAUCCAGCAGGUCGGAAGGUCUCCAACAGCAUGGGGUUGAAAAUUUAGCGAAGCUGAGGCCAAAGAUCAAUCCAUUUGGAGAUGCUAAGCCUAGAGAAGUUUUGCUGGAAGAACGAGGUCAGGAUUGGCGCAAAAUUGAUCUCGAAUUAGAACGUCGCAGGAUGGACAGGCAAGAAACAGAGGAGGAAAAGAUACUGAAAGAAGAAAUAGAUCACCUAAAGAAGGAGAUUGAGAACGUUUCAACAUCAAAUUCAGAAUCUGCUGAUGGUGCCCAAUCCACUUUGCGUGAUACGCUUCAUAACAAGGAAAGGGAACUACAGACACUUAUCCAUGAUUUGGAGAACAAAGUUAGAGUUGGGCAGAAAGUUGUGGAAAGGCCUAGUUCUGGAGCUGGCCGAAUUGGCAGCUUCCCUGAUAGUCCACAUUCACAGUCUGGGUCUAGUGAUGGCUCUAGGAGUGUAGAGUUCAGGGAUAGGCCUAGAUCUCGUGAUACUGCAAAUUCAUGGUCAAGGCUCGGUGACGAUCGAAGAGAAUUUCAUAGAGAAUUUCAAGGUGGCAGGGACAGAGGAUUUCUGGGGAAUGGAGAUUUGAACGGGUCAAGGUCAAGGGAGAGAUGGUGAACCAUAAUCGAUACGGUUUCACUAAAUCCUGCCCUCAAAUUUAGACCUCAUGGACAGAUAGUAUUUUGUUAGUCUCACCUGUUAAUUUGUUCUCUUCUCAUUUGCUCUGGUAAAACACAAGAAGGAUUCUUAGAGUAGUGCAGCAUAGAACUUUGCCCUGAUCUUUUGUUACAUUAUUAGGACUCUAAUCUUUGAGAUUCCUUUGGAUUCUGAAGAAAUUAGAUUUACUGGUCUGCCUUUUAGAAGAUAGAACUUAGAUAUGAAACAAAACUCACAAAGUUGUUGGCUGUGUAGAUAUGGGAAGAAUAGAUGUUUGUGGGCACAUUGGGUCUGUUUGAUAUUU
Molecule: messenger RNA, 1944 nt
Organism: Hibiscus syriacus
Lineage: Eukaryota; Viridiplantae; Streptophyta; Magnoliopsida; Malvales; Malvaceae
Product: eukaryotic translation initiation factor 4B2-like
Exons: 3
Coding region: 39-1601 (520 amino acids)
Molecular function (GO): mRNA binding; translation initiation factor activity
Source: RefSeq, a predicted model, not a curated record